AGAGGCUGGUUUGUGACCGGAUUCGCGUACCCCCCACACCGGCCCGUGAUCUACAUCAAGCACGGCCACAACAGUAUGAAGCUGAGGGAUUCGGAGCCCGAACUCAGCAGUUUGCCUAUGAGGCUCUACAGAAAGUGCCUCUGAGCGACCGGCAAGGCAUCCACAUUCCCGAGAUCUAUCGCGUAGUCAAACUCGAAGAGUGAACCUACAAUCUCAUGGAGUACGUCUCUGGGAAGACGUUCCGAGAGCUUAUGGCAGACUGGCGGUCAUUUCGGGAAGUGUCUGAGUACUGCUAUACCAUGGUGGAGAAGGCUAUAAGGCUGUUUCUCUCUUUUUAUGUCUCGGAAGGCGCCGCCCCAGGACCGUACGGAGGCGGCAUCAUUCGACACCCGCUGUUUAACGACUACAAAGCGCCUAUCCAAUACGACUCGGUCGACAUGCUAGAGAAGCAUCUAAACAAGGUCGCAACUAUCAUUCGGAAGGCCACACCUACAGUCAGGCUUGAGCCGGACCUGCACUUUGUCUUCGCAGACCUGUACGAGGGCAACUUCAUGUUCACCGACGCGGGCGAUAUCUACGUCAUCGACUUUGAGCAAGCUAGCUUCUUGCCCCUGUGUUUUAUGUCGUAUGCCCUGAUACAACGCCAUCAAGUCUGCGGUCCCCUCGAGGAAAGGCUCAACCUGCCGCAGAACAACAUCCCAACUAUGAGGCGUAUCUGUGGCAUGUUUGUGAUGAGCACGAGUAGACUUGGUAAGUGUUUGUCUGCAUGAUUUCUUCUUCCUUUUUUUUUUCUUCCAACCCUUUCGCCGACGUCGAUUGACAAGAAUUACCAUA
Molecule: messenger RNA, 834 nt
Organism: Phialemonium atrogriseum
Lineage: Eukaryota; Fungi; Ascomycota; Sordariomycetes; Cephalothecales; Cephalothecaceae
Exons: 2
Coding region: 216-770 (184 amino acids)
Source: RefSeq, a predicted model, not a curated record